Nelumbo nucifera (sacred lotus) is the source of this 717-nucleotide messenger RNA. RefSeq names its product small COPII coat GTPase SAR1A. Gene Ontology annotation, biological process: intracellular protein transport. The record is from RefSeq and is a predicted model, not a curated record. Gene Ontology annotation, molecular function: GTP binding; GTPase activity. Lineage: Eukaryota; Viridiplantae; Streptophyta; Magnoliopsida; Proteales; Nelumbonaceae.
UUUGCAGCAAUAAUGCUUUUCUUCAAUUGGUUCUAUGACAUUCUUGCAUCGCUCGGCCUUUGGCAGAAAGAGGCCAAGAUCCUGUUUCUAGGGCUCGAUAAUGCAGGAAAGACGACGCUGCUUCACAUGUUGAAAGAUGAGCGAUUAAUUCAACAUCAGCCCACACAGCAUCCAACCUCGGAAGAAUUAAGCAUCGGGAAAAUCAAAUUCAAGGCCUUCGAUUUGGGAGGGCAUCAGAUCGCUCGCAGAGUUUGGAAGGAUUACUACGCAAAGGUUGAUGCGGUUGUAUACCUAGUGGAUGCCUAUGACAAGGAAAGGUUUGCGGAGUCAAAGAAGGAGUUAGAUGGGCUGCUGUCAGAUGAGUCACUGACGAGUGUUCCUUUCCUUGUGCUGGGUAACAAGAUUGACAAACCCUAUGCAGCUUCAGAGGAUGAGCUGCGCUACCACCUUGGCCUCACAAACUUCACUACAGGCAAGGGUAAAGUAAACCUUGCCGAUUCAAACGUGCGCCCGCUGGAGGUCUUUAUGUGUAGCAUUGUCCGCAAGAUGGGCUAUGGUGAUGGCUUCAAGUGGCUCUCCCAGUACAUCAAGUAAGGGAAGCCAGAUUUUCUUUUUCUUUUUCUUUUUCUUUUUAUAGAUAACUUUGUAACUUUAUUCAUUUUGAUAAAGAUAUUAUAUAAGAGAAGAGAAUCACUAACUAACCUCACUCAAUUUCGA